Messenger RNA from Eupeodes corollae, 979 nucleotides. Its product is annotated as exosome complex component RRP43-like. Bases 125 to 958 code for a protein of 277 amino acids. Gene Ontology annotation, biological process: U4 snRNA 3'-end processing; nuclear polyadenylation-dependent mRNA catabolic process; U5 snRNA 3'-end processing. Gene Ontology annotation, cellular component: cytoplasmic exosome (RNase complex); nuclear exosome (RNase complex). The transcript has 3 exons. The record is from RefSeq and is a predicted model, not a curated record. NCBI's taxonomy places the organism in Eukaryota, Metazoa, Arthropoda, Insecta, Diptera, Syrphidae.
GAAAGUUGACAGUUCUCAUUUGUUGUCAACACGUGCGACUUGCAUUUAUUUUUGUUUUGUUCUUUUUUCCAGUAUUCAAAAGAGUUUUUCUUGGUUUUUAAGAAUAAAACAAUAAAUAUUAUUAAUGGCAGAACAAUACAAACUCAUUCAUCCGGUGAAAUUUUACCGCGACUAUUUAAACAAAGAUAUUCGUCCCGAUGGACGAGAGUUCGAUAAACUUCGUCCGAUUGCCAUUAACGUAGGCUCCAUCAUCACAGCCGAUGGCUCGGCGGUUGUCAAAGUCGGCAACACUAGUGUGGUUUGCGGAAUUCGAGCCGAGCUAGCUAAACCUCGAUCUUCUACCCCGGAAAACGGUUUUCUCAUACCAAAUGUCGAACUACCACAAAUGUGCUCACCCAAAUAUCGCAGUGGAGCUGGGUCGAAUGAUGAUUCGGAUGUUUUUAGCAGUGCCAUCAAUGAUAUUCUCAUAAAUUCCAAUUGUUUGAAUUUGAAGGAACUGUGUUUGCACAAAGAGAAACUAGUUUGGGCAUUGCACUGUGAUAUAAUUUGCCUGGACAAUGAUGGAUGUGUUGUCGAUACAGCUCUUAUAGCUUGUGUGGCAGCUUUGAGGAAUUUAAAAUUGCCCGCCAUUGAAUAUGAUCAUAAAAUCAAUAAAGUCCACGUAGAUACGAGUGAGAAGAAGAAAUUGAAUAUCGGGCCAUUGCCGGUGUCGACUACGUUCAUGGUCUUUGAUGACAACGUAAUAAUCACAGAUCCAACUGCCGAAGAAGAAUCCCUCUCAACGUCAGUGGUAAAUAUCGCAAUUUGCAAAGGAGAUGUAUGUUUCAUCCUAAAGCCAGGCGGGACCCCGUUCGGCAAGGACCAAAUGGACACCUGCAUUAAACAAGCCCUGAGGCGGGAAAAAGACGUCCUAAAAUUACUAAAUGAAGUGUGUAAAGAUACAAAUGGCACAAAAUAAAAAAACAACCCAAAUAAUUUU